GGCCAAGCCCCUGCCGCAUGCGCACCUCAGCCGACCAACACCCGGCAACCGGUGGCAAGCCCACAGAGAGCGCCCACUCAGAUACGCUCUAGCCUGGCUAGACGCUACAGCCCGACUAGAGACAGAAGAGCCUUGGAGGAGCCAGAUCGCAGGCCGCCGCUCUAGCCUUGAGCCAUGGAUCGCCGCGCAGAAUCCGCAGAAGCGCACAGCCUCUUCGGCAGCCUCUUCGACAGCACUCGGGACCUGGAGCCUCCACAGCAGUGCAGCGACGAUGUCACCGGCAUCCUCAGCGUGGGAGUCGACGAGGACCUGGAAGAAGUGCAUGAAGCGAAACCUGUAGAGAUCUCACUUAUUGGAGAGGGAGGAGAAGAGGGAAAAGGGAUACAGGCCGAGCCUGAGCAGGGAGCUGCAGCAGCAGAAGGAAAAGAGGCAGGAGACGAAGGAGAAGGAGAAGAAAAAGAAGACGGCGACGUUGGCGCACGAGCUCCCAGCCCCAUGGAAGUGGAAAACUGCGAGGCCGCCGGCGAUAGCGGCCGAGAACCAGGAGAGCAGGGGCAGGACGAGCAGCCCUCGCAGGCCGCCGUCGAGUGUCUACUGCCUGCUCUUGGAGACAGGCAGCAGCCGGGCCGCCGGGCCAUGUUCACCCCGGUGCAGCUGUGGGAGCUGGAGGGCAUUUUCCGUCGCACUCCGUAUCCCGACUUGUCGAUGCGACAGGAGCUUGCUAGACGCAUGGAUGUGCCUGAGUCCAGGGUGAAGGUUUGGUUUAAGAAUAGGAGGGCCAAGUGGAGGCGCGGGCAGAGGGCCUUAACAUUCAGAAACAUGCUGCCCGUGGCCCUGGGCCUCCCCGUCAUCAUAACCUUGGGCGGAUCCAGAAGUGCCAUGCUGACUCAGGCUCCGGAUUGCAUGUGGGUUCUUUGGCAGCCACUGCCACUGGGGCUGCCUCUGCUGCCCGUGUCUCCCUUUCCUCCUCUGUUCUGGCCUCCUCCGCCCUGGCUUCUUCCACCUUUCCUUCCCUGUGGCUGCCGUCGGCAUGCGGCAUGGCCUGGUCCCUUACCAUCAGUGGACCUUUUGUAGUCCACGUUUGCUAAAGGAUGGUGUCUGUGCUUUUUUCAAAGUGCUCUUGAGCCAGAUUCAAAUUCUGCCUCCCUCACCAUCCAGAGCAGUUCACCAAAUGCCUGCUAAAUGUGUUAAAGUGUGAAGUCAUUGACCCACUAUCUUAGGGCACGUUUUUGUGUUUUCAAUAAAGUUGUGAAUUC
Messenger RNA from Diceros bicornis minor, 1256 nucleotides. Its product is annotated as rhox homeobox family member 2B-like. The record is from RefSeq and is a predicted model, not a curated record. The transcript is spliced from 4 exons. NCBI's taxonomy places the organism in Eukaryota, Metazoa, Chordata, Mammalia, Perissodactyla, Rhinocerotidae. Gene Ontology annotation, molecular function: DNA-binding transcription factor activity, RNA polymerase II-specific; RNA polymerase II transcription regulatory region sequence-specific DNA binding. Gene Ontology annotation, biological process: regulation of transcription by RNA polymerase II. Bases 175 to 1074 code for a protein of 299 amino acids.